AUGCAUGCAACAAAUUAUAAAGACAGCAGAACAUUCAGGACAGGACCCCCACACCCAGCAGCAGCAGCAGCAACAGCAGCAACAGCAGCAACAGCAGCAACAACAACAGCAGCAGCAGCAGCAGCACAAGGUAGCCGCAGCAGAUGGAGAGAAAGAAGAAUAGGAGGAGAAGCAGCAAGAAAAUCUGAGCAAUCUUUUGCUGCUGAGGAUAUCCUUAGGAACUGCAGCAGCAGCAGCAACAGCAGCAGCAGCAGCAAUCAUAGCAGCAGCAGCAACAAUCAUAAUAACAGUAGCAGCAGCAGCAACAGCAGCAACAGUGGAAGGGCAAGCACAACAAGAAAACAUAAUCAACAACAAGCUGCUGCUCAAGGCAGCAACAGCAGCAGCAACAGCAGCAGCAGCAGCAGCAGCAACAGCAGCAACAAUGCCACUCCUCCUCGUGGCCUUCCUGCUGCAGGACAAAACCGUCAGUCUGCAGCAGCAGCAGCAGCAAGCAACAAGGGGACAACAACAGACUUCAGCAACCAUAGCAGCAACAGCAGCAGCAGCAACAGCAGCAGCAGCAGCAGCAAACAGGAAGGCAUCCCUAUGAGCAGCAGCAAACGGUCAGAUGUUAGCAGCAAGACAAACAAACAAGAAAGGCAGAGACAUGCAGCAGCAGCAGCAGCAGCAACAGCAGCAGCAGCACAAACAGUUGCUGCUGCUGCUGCUGCUAAAGACGGCAGGUGGAGAGCAGGAGAUAUACCACCGCAGCAGCAGCAGCAGCAGCUACAGCAGCAGCAGCACAAGCAGCAGCAGCAGCAGCAGCAGCAGCAAUCUGUAAGCCAAUGCGGAGGAGAUAUCUUCUGGGCAGUUGAAGCAGCAACAGCAGCAGCACAGCAGCAGCAGCAGCAGCUACAGCAGGAGCAGCAGCAGCAGCAAGCAGCAGCAGUUGAUCAAUGGGCUACCUCUCCGUCUUUUGCAGUUGCUAGAAGUAGACAGAGCAGCAGCAGCAGCAGCAGCAGCAGCAGCAGCACCAGCAGCAGCUGCUGCUCCUCUAUAGCAGCAGAUGCAGCAGCAGCAGUAACAUCAUCUACUAUGUGCAUGAGCUUGAGUACUCAAGAGGCAGCAGCAAAAGCAGCAGCAGCAGCAGCAACUGCAGCAACAGCAGCAGCAGCAGCAGCUGCUGCUGUGGACUGUAUGGGGGGUUUGCAUGUACCUCUAAGGGAGAGCGAAGAAGCAGAAGCAGCAGCAGCAGCAUCAGCAGCAGCAGCAGCAGCAGCAGCAGCAGCAGGUGACAUGUCUUUAUAUGCAGGAAGAGGGGAACAAAAAGGUAUAUGUCUUGCUGCAGCAGGUGCAGCAGGUUUGCUGCUGCAGCAGCUUCCUGCUGCUGCAGUCAGCAGCAGCAGCAUAUCUACUGUCUUCUCAGCAGCAACAGCAAGCGAUAGCUGCAGGGAGAGAGGAGAGCAGCUAGAUGCAGCAGCAGCAGCAGCAGACAGUAAAUGCAGCAGCAGCAGCAGCAGCAGCAACAAGGAGCAGCAGCAGCAGCAAGAUCAGCAGCAAGGCCUAGAGGGGCAACUGCAGCAGCAGCAGCAGCAGCAGCAGCAGCAGCAGCAGCAAAAGAGGGAGAAAUAG
Messenger RNA from Eimeria maxima, 1614 nucleotides. RefSeq lists its product as hypothetical. The coding region runs from base 1 to 1614 and encodes 537 amino acids. The transcript has a single exon. NCBI's taxonomy places the organism in Eukaryota, Apicomplexa, Conoidasida, Eucoccidiorida, Eimeriidae. The record is from RefSeq and is a predicted model, not a curated record.